CGUAAUAUUAUUUGUUAAUAAUUAUUUGUCUAUUUGCCGAGUGUAUUAGCUGUGAGAGAUGAGCGCGAGUCUAAGUGAACAGUAUGAGGACAAGGUGCGUCCGUGCAUCGACCUGAUCGACUCUCUGCGCGCGCUCGGUGUGGAGAAGGACCUCGCGCUGCCCGCCAUCGCCGUGAUCGGAGACCAGAGCUCGGGGAAGAGCUCGGUGCUGGAGGCGCUGUCCGGAGUCGCGCUGCCCCGCGGGACUGGUAUUGUGACAAGAUGUCCGCUCGAGCUCAAGAUGAAGAAGAGCAGGAAGGAAAACUUCUGGCAUGGGAAGAUCAAGUAUAAGGACAAUGAGGAAGAGACUGAAGAUCCAGCAGAUAUAGAUCAAAUGAUUAGAAAAGCCCAGAAUGAAAUUGCUGGCACUGGCAUGGGCAUCAGUGACAAGCUCAUAAGCCUGGAGGUGACAUCAACCAAUGUUCCUGAUCUCACACUCAUCGACCUGCCUGGUAUUACCCGUAUAGCAGUUAAAGACCAACCAGAGAACAUUGCCGAACAAAUUAAGAAACUAAUCAAAAAGUUCAUCACAAAGCAAGAAACCAUUAUCCUUGUGGUGGUGCCAUGUAACGUGGACAUAGCCACUACUGAAGCAUUGAAGAUGGCUCAGGAUGUUGAUCCAAAUGGAUUGAGAACCCUUGGCAUCCUAACAAAGCCUGACCUGGUGGAUAAAGGCAUGGAGGAGAUGGUGGUGUCCAUAAUCAAUAACGAGGUCAUAUACCUUAAUAAGGGCUACAUGAUCGUCAGGUGCCGAGGACAGCAGGAGAUCAAGGACAGCUUCUCUCUGUCUGAAGCCAUCAGGAAGGAGAAAGACUUUUUUGAAAAUCACACACAUUUCAGCACACUGUAUAAUGAAGGAAAAGCUACCAUUCCCAACUUGGCUGAGAAACUCACACUUGAACUUGUACUUCACAUUGAGCAAUAUCUGCCAGAAUUGGAGGAUCAGGUCCUGAUGAAGUUGGCUCAAAUUCAGGCUGAACUGGAUCGUUAUUGCUUAGGGCCUCCUACAGAACAAGAACAACGAAUCGGCUUUCUGACUGAUAAAAUUACAGCAUUCACUCAGGAUGCCAUCAAGAUGACAACUGGAGAGGAGAUGAAGAGCAUGCUUCAAAUAAACAUCUUUGCAACUCUGAGGAAGCAGUUUGCUCUCUGGGAGAAUGAUCUAGACAAUUUUAGAGAGACCUUUAACAAAAGGAUUGAGAAGGAACUGCAGAAUUAUGAGGAAAAAUACAGAGGCAGAGAGUUUCCAGGCUUCCUCAGCUGCAAGGCCUUUGAAAUGUUAAUGAAGGUUCAGAUCAAGCAACUGGAGGAACCUGCUAUCAGAAGACUUAAGGAUAUCUCAGAUCUCAUUAAGAAAGAAUUCAUCCAACUAGCUCAAUCAAGCUUUCCAGGUUUUCGUAAUCUUCUCAUAAUGGCAAAGACCAAAAUUGAGAACAUAAAGCUGGUAAAGGAAUCAGAGGCUGAAUCAAUGCUGAGGACCCAGUUUAAAAUGGAGCUGAUGAUCUAUACCCAAGACAGCAUAUAUAAGGAUAACCUGUACAUGAUGAAGGUCAGGGAGGAAGAAGAAGAGAGAAAAACGCUUGGUGUGGCUCUACCUGCUUCUCAUAAUUUGUACGAUUACUCUGACAAAGAAGCCGUUCUUGAGGAACUGAUGCGCCACUUGAAGUCCUACUACAGUAUUGUGACUAGGCGUCUGGCUGACCAGGUUCCGCUGGUGAUAAGGUACAUGGUUGUUCAGGAGUCUGCAGAACAACUGCAGAGAGAAAUGAUACAACUCAUAAAGGAUAAAGUCAAUGUUGAUGAGCUGCUGAAAGAAGAUCAUGACAUCACCAGCAAAAGGAACAACUUGAAAAGCCGUCAGAAGCGGCUGAGAGAUGCUCUCACUUACCUGGCUGACUUUUAGAGC
Molecule: messenger RNA, 1945 nt
Organism: Tachysurus vachellii
Lineage: Eukaryota; Metazoa; Chordata; Actinopteri; Siluriformes; Bagridae
Product: interferon-induced GTP-binding protein Mx2-like
Exons: 12
Coding region: 59-1942 (627 amino acids)
Biological process (GO): defense response to virus
Cellular component (GO): cytoplasm; membrane; nucleus
Molecular function (GO): microtubule binding; GTPase activity; GTP binding
Source: RefSeq, a predicted model, not a curated record